Messenger RNA from Ananas comosus (pineapple), 1984 nucleotides. Its product is annotated as protein ASPARTIC PROTEASE IN GUARD CELL 2. Gene Ontology annotation, biological process: proteolysis. The record is from RefSeq and is a predicted model, not a curated record. Bases 178 to 1701 code for a protein of 507 amino acids. The transcript is spliced from 2 exons. Lineage: Eukaryota; Viridiplantae; Streptophyta; Magnoliopsida; Poales; Bromeliaceae. Gene Ontology annotation, molecular function: aspartic-type endopeptidase activity.
UACACUUUUUUUAAAACCUCACCCAGAACCAAUACAAUCAUCGGUACGUACACAGAUUGUGUGCGGUGCAGUGCCCACUCCUCUCCCCGUCCACGGUAAACAAAGCGCACAACACAAAUAAAUUCACCCUUCCCUCUCACUCUCCACUGAACUUACCACCAACAAGCGGAACAGAAAAUGAAACAUAUCAAAAUGGCACCACCAAAACCAACCACUCUACUCUUUCUCCUACUCCACCUAUUCUCCGCCGCGCCAUUUACCGCUCCGGCCAUCGACUACCACCGCGUAAACCUCCGCGACAUCGCGUUUGAACCCUCUCAUCACCACCACCACCACCAUAUUCACAACAUCAGCAAACCGUCGCGUAAUGGUACUGCUAACAAGCACGAGCUCUCCCUAACUCUCCUCCACCGCGACGCGGUCUCCGGCCGCAGCUACGCCUCGCACCGCGACCGCGUCGCGGACCUCUUGAGCCGCGACUCGGCCCGCGCCGCAUCCAUUACGCUCCGCCUAUCGCCCGAGUACUACUACCACGUCGACGACUUCGGGUCGGAGGUGGUCUCCGGCUUGGACGAGGGCAGCGGCGAGUACUUCGUCCGCGUCGGCGUCGGCAGCCCGCCCAAAGACCAGUACCUCGUCGUCGACUCCGGCAGCGACGUUAUAUGGGUGCAGUGCCAGCCCUGCGCGCAAUGCUACGCGCAGUCGGACCCGGUGUUCGACCCGGCGGAGUCGUCCUCCUUCGCGGGCAUCACCUGCGACUCUCCGAUCUGCGGCAUCCUCCGCUCCGACAAGGGCGGCGGCGGCGCCUCGGCGUCGGAGGGGUGCGGCGGAGGAGGAGAAGGAGGGGGAGAGGAGGAGCGGUGCCGGUACGAGGUGACGUACGGCGACGGGUCGUACACGCGGGGCGUGCUGGCGCUGGAGACGCUGACCUUCGGGGGGUCGGCGGAGGUGCGCGACGUGGCCAUCGGGUGCGGGCAGCGGAACCGGGGGCUGUUCGUGGGCGCCGCCGGGCUGCUGGGCCUCGGGUGGGGGCCGAUGUCGCUGGUCGGGCAGCUCGGCGGCGCGGCGGGGGGCGCCUUCAGCUACUGCCUCGUGACCCGGUCCGGCGCGUCGGGGUCGUCCGGCUCGACCGGGUCGCUGGUGCUCGGCCGGACCGCGGCGGUGCCGGUAGGGGCGGUGUGGGUCCCGCUGGCGCGGAACCCGCGGGCGCCGAGCUUCUACUACGUGGGCGUGGCGGGGCUCGGGGUCGGCGGGGCGCGGCUGCCGCUCCUGGCCGAGCUGUUCCGGCUCGGCGAGGACGGGGGCGGCGGCGUGGUGAUGGACACGGGCACGGCGGUGACGCGCCUCCCCGGCGCCGCCUACGCCGCGCUGCGCGACGCCUUCGCGGCGGCCGCGCCGGAGCUCCCGCGCGCGCCCGGGGUGUCGAUAUUCGACGCGUGCUACGACCUGAGCGGGUACGAGAGCGUGCGCGUGCCGACGGUGUCGUUCUACUUCGCCGACGCGGGCGCGGGCGGGGCGGUGCUGACGCUGCCGGCGCGGAAUUUCCUGAUCCCCGUGGACGGCGGCGGCACCUUCUGCUUCGCCUUCGCGGCGGCGGCCGACGGCGGCGUGUCCAUCUUGGGGAACGUGCAGCAGGAAGGCAUCCAGAUCACCGUCGACGCCGCCAACGGCUUCGUCGGCUUCGGACCCAACACCUGCUAAUUAAUUAAGUGCUAGCCAGCUACCCAAAAUAUUCUUUCUUCAUUUCUAUCAUCCAUUCCAAUCCAACCUUGGAGCGUACUGCGUCGUUAAUUAAUUAAAAAAGUGCCUCCGUACACACAUAUCUAUAUAUAUAUAUAUAUAUAUAACGUAACGUUUUUAAGGGUGGUCGACUUUUAUAGUUUAUUUAAGGAAAAAAAAAAAAAAACUCACCAAACUUAUGUAUUUAAUAUAGGCUAUUUUGAGUAGAUUAUCUAAUCUUUUAUAAUUUUAAUUAUAUUAUUGA